Molecule: messenger RNA, 1260 nt
Organism: Ceratitis capitata (Mediterranean fruit fly)
Lineage: Eukaryota; Metazoa; Arthropoda; Insecta; Diptera; Tephritidae
Product: loricrin-like
Exons: 2
Coding region: 55-1260 (401 amino acids)
Source: RefSeq, a predicted model, not a curated record
GUAGUCUCGUCCUUUCUGAAAACCACACACAUACGCAGUACUCUAAGGAGCAAAAUGAAACUCUUUGUCGUCGCCACACUUGCGCUGGUCGCCUUCGCUUCGGCUGAUGUCAGCCAUCUCUCAAGAUCCUACCUUCCACCAAGCACCGGCGGUCCAUCCUACUCAUCAGGUGGUUCCAUUGGUGGCUCUUACGGUGGCCCAUCGUACUCAUCAGGCGGCUCUGGUGGGGGAUCUUACGGUGGUCCAUCUUACUCUUCAGGUGGCUCUGGUGGUGGUUCUUACUCCAGCGGCGGCUCUGGUUACUCUGCUCCAUCUAAUGAAUAUCUACCACCUGUUCAAAGCUACUCACCACCCGCUCCAGUCUACUCCGGUCCAUCAUACUCCUCAGGCGGUAGCGGUGGCGGAUACUCCAGCGGUGGUGCAGGCGGAUACUCCGGCGGUGCUGGCGGUUACUCUGGCGGUUCUGGUAGCUACUCUAGCGGUGGUGCUGGUGGUUACUCUGGCGGUGCUGGUGGCUACUCUAGCGGUGGUGCAGGCGGCUACUAUGGCGGUGCUGGUGGCUACUCCAGCGGUGCUGGUGGCUACUCCAGCGGUGGUGCAGGCGGCUACUCUGGCGGUGAUGGUGGCUCAUACAACAGCGGCAGUGGAUACUCUAGUGGUCACCCAGCUGGUCCAUCAUACUCUUCAGGCGGUUCUGGUGGUGGAUCUUAUGGCGGUCCAUCUUACUCUUCAGGCGGUUCCGGUGGUGGUUCUUACUCCAGCGGCGGCUCUGGUUACUCUGCUCCAUCUAACGAAUAUAUACCACCUGUUCAAAGCUACUCCCCACCCGCUCCAGUCUACUCCGCUCCAUCAUACUCCUCAGGCGGUAGCGGUGGCGGAUACUCCAGCGGUGGUGCAGGCGGAUACUCCGGCGGUGCUGGUGGUUACUCCAGCGGUGGUGCAGGCGGAUACUCCGGCGGUGCUGGUGGUUACUCCAGCGGUGGUGCAGGCGGCUACUCCAGCGGUGGUGCAGGCGGAUACUCCGGCGGUGCUGGUGGUUACUCCAGCGGUGGUGCAGGCGGCUACUCCGGCGGUGCUGGUGGCUACUCCAGCGGUGGUGCAGGCGGCUACUCCAGCGGUGCUGGAGGAUCCUACAACAGCGGUAGCGGAUACUCUGCUGGCCGUCCUUCUGGACAUUCAAUCGGUGGUCCAUCAUACUCUGCUGGCGAUGUUGGCACUCAGUAUGCAUCCAACGGUGGCUACGUCUACCGCAAAAAGUAA